Molecule: messenger RNA, 1211 nt
Organism: Lindgomyces ingoldianus
Lineage: Eukaryota; Fungi; Ascomycota; Dothideomycetes; Pleosporales; Lindgomycetaceae
Product: voltage-gated potassium channel subunit beta-1 channel subunit beta-1
Exons: 6
Coding region: 77-1108 (343 amino acids)
Source: RefSeq, a predicted model, not a curated record
CCGGUCGCUGUUGCUACUUGCCUCGAUCCAAAGGAAUUAUUUGAGACAUUAUUUGUCAACCUCCGCUCCGCUCGCUAUGGCUACCGUUGAAUCAAAAUAUGAACCACACGACAUGGAAUUCCGUCGCCUUGGCCCUGCGGGCCUCAAAGUAUCGGUCUUCUCGCUCGGUGGUUGGUUGACGUACGGUGGCACCCAGAAAGGAUCUAUUGUGAAGGAUUGCAUGCAAGCUGCCUGGGACAAUGGCAUCAAUUUCUUUGACACUGCCGAGGUCUAUUCCAAAGGCCAAUGUGAAAUUGAAAUGGGCCAAGCUUUGAAGGAGUUGAGCUGGCCGCGAGACGAAUUCGUGCUGAGUACCAAGGUUUUCUUUGGUACUGGCAGGAAAGAACCUAAUACCCGAGGUCUCUCAAAGAAGCACAUCGUCGAGGGCUUGAAGAGCUCGCUAGAGCGUCUUCAGACUCCAUACGUCGAUAUUGUUUUUGCCCAUCGUUUCGAUCCCGACACCUCUAUGAGAGAGAUUGUGGAAGGCUUUACGCAAACGAUCCAGAUGAACUUGGCCUACUAUUGGGGCACAAGUGAAUGGUCAGCCAAACAAAUUGAGGAAGCGAGCGAAAUUGCGGAGAAAUACAAUCUCAUUGCGCCUAUCGCUGAGCAACCACAGUAUAAUGCGUUCCAUCGCGAGAGAUUCGAGCAGGAAUACGCGCCGUUGUAUGAGAAGUUUCAGUAUGGCACCACCAUAUGGUCUCCUCUCGCUUCAGGUCUCUUGACGGGCAAGUAUGAGAAUGGAAUACCCGAAGACUCGCGUUUUGCGAACAACAAGGCAUUCUUUGAGGACUCGAUAAAGAAAUUAAGCACUGAAGAGGGAAAAUCCAAGAUUGAGAAGGUGAAGCAGCUUCGCCAAGUGGCUGAAAAGCUUGGAGGAAAUACUACCCAGCUCGCUCUCGCGUGGUGUGCCAAAAACAAAAACGUCAGCACUGUAAUCCUGGGCGCAACAAAGCCCCAACAGGUGCAUGACAAUUGCAAAGCCCUGCAGCUGCUCCCAAAGCUUACCCCAGAAGUCAUGGGUGAGAUUGAGGCCAUCCUGCAGAACAAGCCAAAAGCUUCACUGUAAGCAGGUGUAGGAUUACUGUGAGUUGGCGUACGCGCUGGGGCUCAGCCAGGAUUGUAGAUGAAAAUACAAAACGCUAUACUUCUAGCUGUUCCCUCGGAUCCAG